CCACACUGGUGUGGGCCUUGCCUUACCUAUUUGGCAACUAGUUGGAGCUAGUUAGUCCAUUGCUCCCCCUCGCAGCGCAGGCAAAUCUAGUAUCGGCGGGCUUAAAGCUCGUGCUUCUGCUGCAUAUUUAGAUUCCGAUCGGUUUCUAAGACGCUUCACGAAGUGUUCUUCUGGAUCUCUCCCCGCAUUGGUGGGACGAUCGCGCUUUUCUCCUAUCUUCGCCAGCUCUUCCCACCGACACCAUGUCGCAGCAGGAGCAGCAGCUUCCGAGCAGCACCAGCGCCGCGGAGGGCGCUGACGUGGACGAAUCAGGGUUGCUGCAGUCGCCUUCGUCUGCCAGCCCCUCCCCCUCCUUCGCGUCCUCGUCUCUCUACGUGGGCGAUCUCGAUCCGAGUGUUACAGAGGCCCAACUCUUCGAUCUCUUCUCGCAGGUGGGGCCAGUUGCGUCUAUCCGCGUGUGUCGCGACAUGGUCACUCGCCAGUCGCUUGGGUACUCGUAUGUCAACUUCAGCAACACGCAGGACGCCGUGCGAGCCCUUGACCUGCUCAACUUCACAGCAGUGGCCGGGCGCCCCAUGCGCAUCAUGUUUUCGCAUCGGGACCCAUCGAUCAGGCGCAGCGGCACCGGCAACAUCUUUAUCAAGAAUCUCGACAAGAGCAUUGACAACAAAGCCCUUUACGACACGUUUCAGGCGUUCGGGUCGAUCCUCUCGUGCCGCGUGGCUACAGACGAAGCAGGGGCGUCCAAGGGGUUUGCGUUCGUGCAGUUUGAGAAGGAGGAAGUGGCAAAGGCAGCUAUAGAGAGAGUGAACGGCAUGCUCAUUGCAGGGAAGCAGGUGUUUGUGGGCCCAUUUGUGCGCAAGCAAGACCGCACCUCAGGUGACGAUGACAGCACCAGCAGCAGCGGGGGAGGGGGAGGAGGGAGAGGGAGCGCCGGAGCAGGGGAGCAGCAGCAGCAGGCAUACACGAACCUCUAUGUGAAGGGGCUAGGGGAGGAGACGUCAGAUGAGGAGCUCCUGACAGUGUUUGCGGCGUUUGGGGCGAUCAAGAGCGCGGUGGUUAUGAGGGAGCCCGAUGGCCGCAGUAAGGGGUUUGGGUUUGUGAACUUUGAAAUAGCAGAGGACGCUGCGAGGGCCGUGGCUGGAGUGAAUGGGCGGAGGGUGGUGGGCGGGGAGGUGAUGGUGGGGGAAGGAGGGGAGGACGGGGAGCGGGAUGGGAAGAAGGAGGGGGAGAAGGAGGGGGGGAAAGAGGGGGAGAAGGACGGGGAGAAGGAGGGGGGGGGGACAGAAAGCAAAGCUGAGAGACGGGAUGAGGAAGAGAAGAGUGCUGCUAGCGAGAGUGAUGGUAAAGAGGGAGAUGAGGGAGCAGAGAAGGAUGGAGCAAAGGAGGAAGCAAAGGAGGGAGAGAAGGAGGGGGAGAAGAAGGAGGGGGGGAAGAAGGAAACUGCGAGUAAGGGAGUGGGGCGGGUGUGGUACGUGGCUCGGGCGCAGAAGAAGGCGGAGAGAGAGGCUGAGUUGAAGCGGCGGUACGAGGAGGAGAGGAGGAAGCAGACGGAGCGCUACUCGCAGAGGAACCUGUACUUCAAGAACCUGGAGGAGAGCGUGGACGAGGGGGAGCUGAUGAAGAUGUUCCAAGAAUUCGGCAAUGUUACAAGCUGCAAGAUCCUCAAGCACGAGACGGGGGGCAGCAAGGGCGCUGGUUUCGUUCUCUUUGCCAACGAGGCUGAUGCUGGCAAGGCUCUCGCAGCGCUGAACAGCAAGAUGGUGAAGGGCAAGCCCCUCUAUGUGGCCGUGGCCCAGCCCAAGGCGGAGCGCCAGGCGCAGCUGCAGGCGAUGUUCCAACAGCGGGGGCAGCCCAACGCCAGGGCUCCUGCUGUUGCCGCUGCUGGUGCUGGGGGGUACUACGCCCCCCCGGGUGCUGCCAUGGGGGCAAUGGGGCAAGGCGGGUUCUACAACCAGCCCGGGAUGAUGCCUGGCCAGCCCGCAUACCCGUACCCCCAGCAGCCCAUGCGACCAGGCAUGGUGCUCCCUGGAGGGAUGGUUGCUCCAGGGAUGGGCGCUCAAGGCAUGGCGCCAGGGGGCAUGGUGGCAGGGCCAAACCCGAAUGUGUACAUGCGGCAGCAGCAGCAGCAGCAGUAUGGGGGGCCGCAAGGCGCGCCUGUGCAGCAGCAGCGGCAGCAGCGGGUGCAGGGAGGGGGGGGGAGAGGCGCAGGAGGGGGCGUGCCUGGGGGGUUGGGAGGGCCGGUGCCGAUUCAAGUGCUGGCAGCCGCAGUGGCGUCGGCACAGCCAGAGCAACAGAGAGCGAUUCUGGGCGAGCAGCUGUACCCCUUGGUAGCGCGCCAGGAGCCGGAGCACGCAGGCAAAAUCACCGGGAUGCUUCUAGAAAUGGACAAGGGCGAGGUGCUCAUGCUGCUGCAGUCACCGGACGCCCUCCGAGCUAAGGUCUCCGAGGCUCUCGAUGUGCUUCGGAUCGCCGCUGCUAUGGCAGCCGCCUCCACUGCCGAUCCAGCCUAGGGAUGAUAGGUUUGGCAGGGCAGGCUUGGGGUGGCAGGCUCGGGGUGGCAGUUUUGGGAUGCCAUGUUUGGGAUGGCAGUCAUGGUUUGAGGUCUCAACUCAAUGCAUGGCAGUAUCUGAUCCCUUGGUUGAAUGGUCUAGUCUGUUAUGAACGCAUGGGAUACAUACAUAGCAGUACCCGUAUCUUAGUUCAGGCCAUUGGUCGCUGUCAUGCUGAUUCUUCCGUGUUGCCAUCCUGGAGCGAAAGACUGCCAAAUCCAACAGGAAUUAUGCAGGUUCUGGUUUAGGUGAGGGAGAAACAGCCAACAGCACCUUGCAUUUCUUGAAUGACACAGUGCUCCUAAUGUCCUGUACCCAUACUG
Molecule: messenger RNA, 2875 nt
Organism: Closterium sp. NIES-67
Lineage: Eukaryota; Viridiplantae; Streptophyta; Zygnematophyceae; Desmidiales; Closteriaceae
Source: the annotation of a GenBank genome assembly